AUGAAGAAUGAGGAGGGAGCAAGGGAGGGGAAAGAACAGGCUGAGGACGACUGUGUGAUCGUCAGUCGAACUGCAGAGGACGCGUCAGGCGUCUGGAACAAAGUCCCCCAGGGAAGACAAGGGCAGCAGGGGGCAAGCCCGUCUGAUGGGCCUCAGACGCCUUCGGGAAUCUGGAGGUUCUUGCCAGGGGGGGCUCGCAAUGCGUUUCCUGGCCUGUUGAGCGCAUCUACUCACGGAUCGAGCAAGCCGACAGGGCAGCAGGCGUCGACGGGCUUGAAGGAUGCAGCUGCGCCGCUCAAGUUCCUUGGCAGAGACGAAUGGAUGUGCCUGAUCCCACUGCGGGUGGUGGCCCAGGAGCAGAAGGAGGAGGACGGCAGUCGAAGGUUCUCAGUGGUCUCGGAGGGAGCAUUCCAGCUCCACUUGUCUGGGAGGAAGGAGGGAACCGUAGAGGUGGGGGAGUGGAGUUGUCGCCUGUACGGGCCGUGGGGAGCAACCCUGUCGGAGAGAUUGUUUCGCUUCUACAACAGGUUCUGCCCCGAGAAACUCGGCAACGUGGAAAAACUCUCGGUGGAGUUCGGGUUGGGGAACGAGGGAGUCCUGAACUCUAUGCUGAUGGAGGCGUACGGAGCCGAUCUUUCCUCGGUCACCGAUGAGAACUUUUCCGGAGGAUACUUCGUCGCUAGAGUUCGACGGAUAUUUCCCCUGACGUUCCUCCUCGAGGGAGUCCGAGACUCGGAGGACGAGGAGCGAGUCUGUUCCAUCACGUUUCCAACUCCGAUGAGCAAGAGGAGCAGAUUCAUUGAGAGCCUCGAGGAGCAGCUGCAGCGGAUGUGUGACUAUCGUGUUGAGGUCGAUGGCCAGGAGGUGGAGGCUGCCCUGCAGACGGACGAGCUGGCAGUGGAGGGGAGGAGCGAGGAGUAUCCUGGCCUGAUUGUCAACUACGCGGAGUCCUCGGUGCCGGAGAAGACAGGGCCCCUGCGUGUGGACGAGGAGGGCAAGAGCUACUACGGAGUCCGCAUAGAGGCUGGAGGGCACCAGCUAGCGAGUGGUUUGCGGACUGGGUCCACUUGGGUAGCUGGGCAGAUGGUGAAAGGAACGGACGCGUUCAGCAAGUGGAUCGGGCCAGCGGCGGAGGAGGCCAAAGUGUCCCCGGGGGUCCAGAAGGCUCUAACGUACGCGCAGCAAGGGACAGAGAAGCUCGUCGACAUCUCCUGUGAUAUCAUCGGGGGCCUUGCAAACAUAGCAGCAAAGGGAGUCUCGUGGGGUGCCGAGAAGGUCGUCCAGACUGAGACUUACAAGAAGUGGGAAAAGCAGCCGAUGGGCCCCCGGGCCCGGGCAGCCAAGGAUGUUGCCAAAAGCACAGUCAGCGCUGUCUUCUCAGUUGGCUACGGUCUGAAAGAUGCUGCUCACAUCCUGCUCGACAAGGGGCUCAAGGACUCUGUGGUCCUCGCCAGCCAUGCUCGAUGGGGACAAGCUGCUGGCGAUGCAGCCCGGCGGUCCUGCGAGUCUGUGCUGAACCUUCACUAUGCUGCGGUCACUGCAGGAGAGUUUCUGACCAGGGGAGCAGUACAAGUGGUGGGCAGCCUCGGCAGGCUGAUGGUGCUGGACGCUGCUACCAAGGCCGUGCUAACCGAGGACCUGAAGAGCGGGGAUGUUAGGAUCGAGGGGGCGCUGCUUCUCAACGAACUCAAGGGCUUCGGAGGCUCCUCCUCCGUCUGGAACUGCUACGUGUGUGUGGCUCGGCAGCAGACGAUCGCCCUGUACACGCCCAUCGUCGAGCAGGGAGUGGAGAAGCUGGCAGAUGCUGGGAUCAAGCUGAGCUGCCUGGAGGAGGGAGGCCACAAGAUCGUGGUUGAGAUCGAGAGGGGGAGCGGAGCUGCACGAGGAGGAGAGGUCGAGGUGGGUGACGUCAUCAUCGGGGUGGACGGCAUGUCCGUGCAGCACAUGACGGUGGCGGACGUGGAAGCGCUCAUGAUCGGAGCAGCUGGCAGCUUCGUCCGACUUCAGAUCUGCAAGGGGAAGCAGAUGCAGGUGCUGGCUGACCGCGUGGACGAGCUGGAGGAGCAGCAGCUGGACGAAGACGUCAUGAGCAAGAAGGAGGAGGAGGUGGACAAGCCAGCGGUGAAGGAGGUGAAGGUGGAGCGGCUGCAUGGGAGGAUGGCGGACGGGUUCGAGCAGGCAGUGCUGGAGGAGGCAGGGGACAGCAGCUCAACCGCACCAGUGGAGGGAGGACCUUCGAUGAGCAUCAACGCGUCGGAGACGUCGGCAGCGCAGGGGCGCAAGAAGGAAGAUCUCAACAAGAUGUCCUUCAUGAUCUGCAACACGAGGAGCGGGCCCGCGAAGCUGCAGAGAGCGAUCUUGAUCCAAGAUGUCAGCAAAGUCAGCCUGCUGGAGCCGCAGGAGUAUGGCAGAGAGCACUGCUUCAAGCUCCAGAUUCACUCCAUGAAGGGAGUCUUCGCCUUUCAGGCUGCCGACGCUUCUCUUGCUCAGGCCUGGGUCCAGCAGAUCCUGAGCAUGAAGGAGGAGUACGACGAGCUGCAGAAGAAGGCCUACUUCGGUAAGGAGCCAGCUCAAGCGCAGCAGCCCUCUAGCUGAACCCGAUGACUCCGAGGGCGAUGUGCGUGGGAGGUCGACGGGUUGCGUUCUCACCUCAGUCCGAAAGAAGUUUGUUGUCAUUACUCAAGCACCACUAUCC
Messenger RNA from Guillardia theta CCMP2712, 2695 nucleotides. RefSeq lists its product as hypothetical. Gene Ontology annotation, molecular function: protein binding. The record is from RefSeq and is a predicted model, not a curated record. Bases 1 to 2595 code for a protein of 864 amino acids. The transcript has 11 exons. Gene Ontology annotation, biological process: cell division. Lineage: Eukaryota; Cryptophyceae; Pyrenomonadales; Geminigeraceae. Gene Ontology annotation, cellular component: plasma membrane.